GACCUGGAACUAGGCAGUUAUCUGGUGUAGAGAGGCGGGGGGACGGCGCGCGCGUCACCGGAGUCGUUUCCCUUCAGGAGUCUUCAGCUGUCGAGGGCGCACCCCAGGGCCGACUUGUUUACGGCUCCCGAGCCCCUCCCCGCUCCGAACGUGAGCCAGGGCUCAACCCCGUCACCUCGGCGCCAGCCCUGUGCGGGGGAGACAGGAUGGAGUUCAAGCUGGAGGCUCACCGCAUCGUCAGCAUCUCCCUCGGCAAGAUCUACAACUCGCGGGUCCAGCGCGGCGGCAUCAAGCUGCACAAGAACCUCCUGGUCUCGCUGGUGCUGCGCAGCGCCCGUCAGGUCUACCUGAGUGACCCGUGCCCGGGUCUCUACCUGGCCGGUCCCGCGGGGACGCCGACGCCGCCGCCGCAGCAGCCCGGGGAGCCGGCGGCCGGACCGCCCGCCGGCUGGGGGGAGCCGCCUCCGCCUGCCGCCCGCGCCGCCUGGCCGGAGCCGGAGCCGCAGCCGCAGUCGGAGCGCCCCGCGGUCCCAGACGCGCCGUGGGUUGGGGGCGCGGAGCCGACGGCCACGGUGACCGGAGCCGCGGACGCUCUUCAAGGCAGAGAGGCGGACGCGGCGGAAGCCGCCUGGGGCCGCGUGGAAGGACCGCGCGAGGCGGCCGCCGGAGGAGCCGGGAGCCCCGCCGGAGGCUCGGACGCCUUCCCCGAGGCGCCUCAGGCAGCGCGCCGCCCCUGUGCCUGCCCCUCAGGAGGGGAGGACCGGCGGGGCGCGGCGGCCGCGUCCCCGGGUGCUGACCGCCGCUGCGCGCCGCCGCCCUCGGCGGACGAGUGCCCCGCGCCGCCCGCCGUGUGCCCCAGGAAGCGCGGCGCGGCGGGGGUGGGCGGCGGCCCCGCGGGCUGCCCGGCGCCCGGCUCGACCCCGCUCAAGAAGCCCCGCCGGAACUUGGAGGAGCAGCCGGGCAGGGAAGAGGACGACGGCGCGGAGGAGAUGGAGACCGGUAACGUGGCUAACCUCAUUAGCAUCUUCGGCUCCAGCUUCUCCGGACUCUUACGGAAGAGCUCCGGGGGCGGCAGGGAGGAAGAGGAGGGAGAGGAGAGCGGUCCGGAAGCCGCCGAGCCCGGGCAGAUCUGCUGCGAUAAGCCGGUGCUGAGAGACAUGAACCCUUGGAGCACAGCCAUCGUGGCCUUCUGAGCCCCCGUCCGCGUGCGGGGAGGAGGUUGAGCAGCGGGCGUCCCCGAAGUUAGGGCCGGGCCCCUCCCGGCCGCGAGGACUCCCAGAGACCGCAGGCGCCGAGCGCCGUGGGGAGACUGGUUGCUGCCGGGCAGCGCGAACUGCCCCGGGCUGGGCGGCCUGCUGUGCCGGGACACUUAGCCUCAUCCUGAGACCUGGGAGCUUGGGCUUACAGGAAGAGGCCGAUCGUUAACUUUUGUGUAUGUGUAUGUCUGUGUGUCUGUAUGAUGUAAGUUCGUCUUGUUGAAUUCAGACUAUUUGUCCUUCUGGAAUGCACCACUCCUUCCCCGGAGCUUAAGAGAUUGGGGGCAGACAGGGACUUUCCUCUGCGGGCAGCACGGAGGAGGAAGCGGCGACGAGGUUCGGGCCGGGGAGUUCCCCAUUGGUCCUCGGGGGAGGGAGGGACUUUACACCCACCCCUCAAAGCUAGAACCGUACCGAGCCAGGAGUGGCGUUUCCUCCCAGGAUUUCCUAGGACUAGAGGGAUUUAGUCUGCAGUAGAGACUUGUAUUCUUUCGCUCCCGCCCCACCUUUCUCUCUCACUGAAGAAAUGUUCAUACUGUGUGAUUACCCUGGGAAAGGGGACUAUUAACGGCCUUUCGCUUCCCCACAGGGGGGAGAAAAGCUUGAUGAACUUCACAGAAGAGUUCAAGCUUGGAAAUAUGGAGUUUAUAGAGAAAAGCUAUAUUUUUAAAAGCUCUAGGUCAGAACUACUACACAGUGCUUUUAAAAAGUGUUUAACGAAACAGAGUUUACAGACAGAAGCCCUACGUGGAAAGACCUUAUGGUUUUGUAGAUAUGGUGACUCCAGUCUUUGUUGUAUAAAGGUUGGGGGAGCUGGUAAGGUUUUUGUACAGUAUUUUCUCCUUCAAUGUAUUGAUUUUUGUAUAAAAAUGUAACUUUACGUGUCUGACACGUAUUAAAUAUUUUGAAGCAA
Molecule: messenger RNA, 2169 nt
Organism: Lemur catta (Ring-tailed lemur)
Lineage: Eukaryota; Metazoa; Chordata; Mammalia; Primates; Lemuridae
Gene: IER5
Product: immediate early response 5
Exons: 1
Coding region: 207-1193 (328 amino acids)
Source: RefSeq, a predicted model, not a curated record